Messenger RNA from Hydra vulgaris (swiftwater hydra), 731 nucleotides. RefSeq names its product synaptonemal complex protein 3-like. Gene Ontology annotation, biological process: meiotic cell cycle; spermatid development. The record is from RefSeq and is marked provisional. Lineage: Eukaryota; Metazoa; Cnidaria; Hydrozoa; Anthoathecata; Hydridae. Gene Ontology annotation, cellular component: synaptonemal complex.
CAAUUAGUGCAGCAAUGAACGAUAAAAAAAAGAGUAAACAAACAAAAGGCACUUUUGAGUUAGGAGAUGAAAAAAUCAACAUUACGUCUGAUGAAGCGCCAGCUUUAUUGUCUAAGUCUUCACUAAAACGAAAAGCGUCAAAGGAUGAUUGUUUUAAUGAAAGUGAUGAUGAAGAAAAAGUGGAAGACAAUGAUACCGAAGGUGUCGGAGAAUCCGAAGUAAAUUCACUUUUACAUAGCUUUGGUGCUGACAUCAGUAAAAGUUUAACUGCAAAGCGGAAGCAACUUGCUAUGUUUACCGAAGCUUCAUUAAAAACAAGUAAUCGCAAAUAUGAAGAAAUAUUUAUUGCUCAGCAAUCAGAGAGAAAUACAAUCAAUGAAGAAUUUAACAAACAAAUCUGUUCAGUAUUGGGACAAUGGGAAACUGACAUUUUAAAAACUAAAGAAGGAGAUGAAAAGCUGGAGGCCAUUUUUCGACAGCUACAGAAAUCGCUUCAGCAACAACGAGUUGUUCAAAACCAACGGUUAAAAUCGUUAAAAACGCUUCAUGAACACUAUACGAAAAGUGUUAGUGAGUUAGCUAAGGUUCAUCGUGAUCAGCAAACUAAUAUACAUGUCGAAUUAAGAAAAGAGUUGUCGAGUUUGCGCAAAAAAAUGAUCGAUGGAGCGCGCAAUGAAAACUUUAGUAACAUUAGAAAAUCGCUUCAAAGCUUGCUACACAGUGUUUAAGUC